This is a messenger RNA of Sinocyclocheilus grahami, 3111 nucleotides long. RefSeq names its product DEAH-box helicase 35 (gene dhx35). The annotation marks the transcript as partial. Gene Ontology annotation, molecular function: helicase activity; RNA binding; ATP binding. The record is from RefSeq and is a predicted model, not a curated record. Gene Ontology annotation, cellular component: intracellular anatomical structure; catalytic step 2 spliceosome. Lineage: Eukaryota; Metazoa; Chordata; Actinopteri; Cypriniformes; Cyprinidae. The transcript is spliced from 16 exons.
UCUGUGUCUCUCUCAGGCUCAGAGGCUCCAGGUGUGUGUGAGGAGAGAGAUCUGUGCACUGACACCGCCGGCUCCCCCAUCAUCUAUAACCCACACACGGCGCUCUCCAUAGAGAAACAGAGGCAGAGGCUGCCCGUCUUCAAGCACAGAAACAACAUCCUGUAUCUGGUGGAGAGUUUCCAGACUGUGGUGAUUGUUGGAGAAACAGGAUCUGGAAAAAGCACACAAAUCCCACAGUAUCUGCUGGAGGCGGGAUGGGCGGCGGACGGGAAGGUGAUCGGCGUGACUCAGCCACGGCGAGUGGCUGCCACAUCUGUGGCCGGUCGCGUGGCAGAGGAGCGGGGGGCGUAUCUGGGGCAUGAGGUGGGCUACAGCAUCCGCUUCGAUGACUGCUCUGACCCGCACGCCACACGCAUUAAGUUUCUGACGGAUGGGAUGUUGGUUCGGGAGAUGAUGUCUGACCCGCUGUUGAAGAAGUACAGUGUGAUAAUGCUGGAUGAAGCUCACGAGCGAACACUUUACACUGACAUCACCAUCGGCCUCCUGAAGAAGAUUCAGAAGAAGCGCAGAGACCUGCGUUUGAUCGUAGCUUCAGCCACUUUGGAUGCCAAGAAAUUCCACGAUUUCUUCGACCUAAAUGAGUCUGGAGACCCAAAUAAAGACACCUGUGCGAUUCUGACGGUGGAGGGCCGAACUUUCCCGGUGGAUAUUUUCUACACUGUCAGUCCUGUGCCGGACUAUGUGAAGGCUACGGUGGAAACCGUGAUGAAGAUCCACGAGACGGAGGAUGAUGGAGAUGUGCUGGCCUUUCUCACAGGACAGGAAGAGGUGGAGAAGGUGGUGUCUAUGCUCCAGGAACAGGCCCGGACUUUGUCCCGUUACGGGAUGAAGAAGCACCUGUGUGUGCUGCCCAUGUACGCGGGCCUGCCCUAUAACGAGCAGAUGAGAGUGUUCGAGAGGAUGCCCCCUACUGUCAGAAAGGUGGUGGUCGCCACCAAUAUAGCCGAGACGUCCAUCACCAUUAACGGAGUGGUGUUUGUGAUCGACUGUGCGUUUGUGAAGCUGAGGGCGUAUAAUCCACGCACGGCGAUAGAGUCACUGAUCGUUACGCCCAUCUCUAAAGCCUCCGCCUGUCAGAGAGCCGGGAGAGCCGGGAGAAACCGUGCAGGGAAGUGUUUCCGGCUCUACACAGGUACAGUGCGGUCAUACAAAUUUCUAACGGUUAUCCACCGGAACUCUCCGUUAUCUAAUGUCGUAUCAGUGUGUCAUUACAUGACUGUAUUUGGUAUGUGUUCAGUGAUUUCUCACUCUUCUGUCUGUGCUGCAGGUGAUCCGGAUGUGAUUCUCAGAUGUAUUGUGUCUGGUUUUUUUGCGAAUGCCGCCCGAAUGCAUCACUCCGGCUCCUACAGGACUCUCCGUGAUGACAGGGAACUGUUCAUUCACCCUGAUUCAGUGCUGUAUGGAGAAAAGCCCCCGAAAUGGGUGGUCUUCAACGAGGUGGUUCAGACCAGCAAGUACUACAUGCGUGACGUGACGGCGGUUGAGUCCUCCUGGCUGGUGGAGCUGGCACCUCACUUCUACAAACAGGCCAAGCACGGGUCUCUGAACAGCAAGCGGGCCAAAGUCUUCUGAGCUCGGCUACAUCCACACUUCCAGGUUUUUGCUGAACAGCUGGCCAUAGAUAGAGGAAGAUCUUAAGGAACCGCUCCUCUAAAACUAAAGGAACUAUUAAGUACACACAUGCACACUUUGGUGUUUAUUGCAGCUGGAAGGCAAAAGGAACACUGUGGUAUUUUGUAUAUACAAAUGUAUGUGAUACAUUUAUGCGGUCAUGGUCAUCUUUGUAUUAUUUAACAGCCAUUGGAAUAACUUGACUGUGAUUUUGUUGAUUACUGUUUGAGAGUGAGAGAAUGACUGGAUGGAUGGAUGGAUAGAUAUUGGAGAUUUACAGCUUUACAACAUCGCACGAAGCCCUACCCUCAACAGUAACCAUAAUAUUACUAUAAUAAGCUACUUUGUACCAGUUAUUUCAAACCCUCAUCGGAGAAAUACUGUGUAGCUCAAACGUAGUGGCCUUUUAACCAUUAUGUGCCAAAUAUUAUAAAUCCGUAGAACAUUUCCUGAUGUAUGUGGAAUGUGAAAUGAAUUGUAGUUACACUGUCAGCAUGAGACAAAAAAGUGCCAUUUUUUAAUAUUAUAUAUAUAUAUAGGUCCCCAUAAAGUAGCCUUGUUAUGCACCUCUGGCCUAAAAACUGUGUUAUUAGGUGUAAUUAUUAAUUUCAUAGUGUAGUGUAAGAUCUCAUUUAGGAAAGAUCAGCCAUGACUUGUUCAGUGUGGGGAGUGAAUAGCACAGCGAAUGAGACGCCUCAGGGAGGAGCUUCUUUCUUAUUAAAGUAAAUGGGGUGCUAACUGUGGAUAUGGCAACCCUUCUCAGGUCACGCCUCUUCUGGGCGUGGCGUUUAAUAGGAAGGCUGAGGUGCCAAUCAUGUGGGUGGAGGCGGAGCCUCUGUCAUAAUGUGAUGUUUUGACAACGUUUGUGAUGUUUUAGUUUUACUGUGACAUGUUGGUCCCUGCAUAGUUUAUUAUAUCCCAAAAAAAAUGUCAUUAAAAUCUACAUUCAAGGUUACUUCUGUAACAUUAUUACCAAAUGUCUUCAAGACAACACACAUGGUUAUAGAGUAUAUGUAGUCGGUAGCCUUGAGUAGUGUAGAUUUAGCCGCUGACAAAGUCCUGUGCAGUCUUAUUGAUAGCAGUUUAAACGUUCUUGCAUGUCUUUAAACAAUACAGAUCUCACGUAGUUUCACAGCAGUGCGGUUAUUUGUGGAGGAAAUCAAAUAAUCAUACCUUACUCUGACUCUGUCCAGAUGUGCUGCUCCAGAGCUCUGUGUGUCAGAGAGUCAAAUAAAGUCUGAUGUUCACUGUGAAAACACGUGUCGAGUCUCUACUAGGUCUGUUUUACAUAGAAUAAAGAAGGAAACUGUGGAAAACUAUGCGGUUUGGAUUUGUAUAAAAGUGUCCAUGUGAUGCUGGUGAAAUAUUACAACUGCUUCAUGUUUUAGGACUUGACAGUCAAAUACAGCAUACAAAUAAUAGGAAAGAAGAUAUCGAACU